AUGUCGCAGUCCCCAAAAGAGCCCGAAGAGGUCGAGCCGGCCACGCAGACGCCGGACGACAAUGAACCUCAGCAGCCGAACGAUCAGAACGAAGGAGAGAUGAGCAUGCGACCCGAAGACGUUGGCUAUGAUUUUGAGGUUAAGGAGCAAGAUCGUUGGCUUCCCAUAGCAAAUGUCGCCCGCAUCAUGAAGACUGCAUUGCCCGAGAAUGCUAAGAUUGCCAAAGAGGCCAAGGAGUGCAUGCAAGAGUGCGUGAGCGAGUUCAUCUCAUUCAUCACCAGCGAAGCAUCCGAAAAGUGCCAACAGGAGAAACGCAAGACCGUCAACGGCGAGGAUAUAUUGUUUGCCAUGACCUCGCUCGGAUUCGAGAACUAUGGCGAAGCGCUGAAGAUCUACCUUGCGAGGUACCGAGAGAACCUCGUUGCCCGCGGUGAACACACCAAACCACCAGCAGGCGGCAAUGGCGGGGGCGCCAAUCCUACAGCCUCACCGUAUGACAGUGCGAGUAACAACCACAGUGUCAUGAGUAACCCCAUGGACGGUUCAGCGGAAGGUGUCCAAGAUUUUGCCUACGGCCCUCCUGGAGACUCUGGCGGAUUCUAG
Molecule: messenger RNA, 603 nt
Organism: Ramularia collo-cygni
Lineage: Eukaryota; Fungi; Ascomycota; Dothideomycetes; Mycosphaerellales; Mycosphaerellaceae
Product: related to CCAAT-binding factor, subunit A (HAP3)
Exons: 4
Coding region: 1-603 (200 amino acids)
Biological process (GO): regulation of transcription by RNA polymerase II
Cellular component (GO): CCAAT-binding factor complex; nucleus
Molecular function (GO): RNA polymerase II cis-regulatory region sequence-specific DNA binding; protein heterodimerization activity; DNA-binding transcription activator activity, RNA polymerase II-specific
Source: RefSeq, a predicted model, not a curated record